GGCUAUUAAAUGUAGGUUUGAAUAGAAUAGACCUACUUCCUAGUUGGCUGUGGCCCGUUACGCCGCUGUACAGAGAUGGUAACAGGUUUCUAGACUAGAAGUGAGCCUCUUGCGCGCUCAGAGAGGAAGGAGGCGGUCGGAGUGACGGUGGCAUCGUAUUCGCUUUCCAACCCCUGUUUGCGCACCGCUGUGACUGGAUAUGUGUUUUAGACCCAUUAACACACGUGCUUCUACUUUAUAGCAUGUGAGAGGAGGACGCGCGCACGCAUACACACACACACACUCUCUCUCACACACACGCCCGGCAAAGCUCGCGGUGGUGGAGAUGCCAUGCCUCGGAACCACGGCGGAGAUGAAGGCGGCAGCUGCUCCGGGCUCUGGAUGAGGACUUCGCCGGGUAAAGAUGUGGAGUCGGGGCGGAGGGUGACGAUGAUGAACAGCGCGGGAGACGGGUUGCUUUCCGCCUCCUCUGGCUCCUCGGCUGCAGGUGGAACCGGGUCCGACAGCCUGAGAGGGAAGCGGGGAGCGCGGCUAAGUCUCUUGGGCAAGCCGCUCAUCUACAGCGCACAGAGCGGCCGCAGGAACGUCCGAUACCGCCGUCUCCAAAACUAUCUGUACAACGUGCUGGAGCGACCACGAGCCUGGGCCUUCAUCUACCAUGCGUUUGUGUUUAUCCUGGUGUUCAGCUGCCUGGUCCUCUCUGUGUUCUCCACUAUCCCUGGUCACCAGGAAACCUCCUCCCGCUCUCUGCUCAUUCUGGAGUUUGUGAUGAUUGUGGUCUUCGGUCUGGAGUAUAUUAUCCGUAUUUGGUCGGCCGGAUGCUGUUGCCGUUACCGAGGAUGGCAGGGCCGCCUACGAUUUGCCAGGAAGCCUUUUUGCAUCAUAGACAUCAUCGUACUGAUUGCGUCCGUGGCGGUGGUCUCAGCGGGGAGUCAGGGAAACAUCUUUGCGACGUCUGUGUUGCGGAGCCUGCGCUUCCUGCAGAUUCUCAGGAUGGUGCGGAUGGACCGGAGAGGAGGCACCUGGAAACUUUUGGGCUCUGUGGUCUACGCUCACAGCAAGGAGCUGGUGACUGCCUGGUACAUUGGUUUCCUGGUUCUCAUCUUUUCUUCGUUCCUUGUCUAUUUGGUGGAGAACAAGUUUAACAAAGAGUUUGCGACCUAUGCUGAUGCUCUGUGGUGGGGCACGAUCACCUUGACAACCAUUGGUUAUGGAGACAAGACACCAAAGACGUGGACAGGAAGGAUGCUGUCUGCAGGCUUCGCUCUCCUGGGGAUCUCUUUCUUUGCCUUGCCAGCGGGCAUUCUGGGCUCAGGCUUUGCCCUCAAAGUUCAGGAGCAGCAUCGGCAGAAGCACUUUGAGAAGAGGAGGAACCCAGCCGCCUACCUCAUCCAGUGUGUGUGGCGUAGUUAUGCAGCUGAUGAGAACUCAGUUUCCAUUGCUACCUGGAAGCCUCACUUGAAGGCGUUGCAUACCUGCAGUCCCACAAAGAAGGAGCAGGGCGAGUCAAACACAAGCCAAAAGUUGAGUUUCAAAGAGCGUGUGCGGAUGGCCAGCCCCCGUGGUCAGAGCAUCAAGAAUCGGCAGACCUCUUCAGUAAACGAUCGGCGCUCCCCAGUGGCAGACACUGGUACUGAGGGAACAAGUCCAGCCAAGGUCCAGAAGAGCUGGAGCUUCAAUGACCGUACCCGCUUCAGACCCUCACUGCGCCUCAAGAGUCAAUCACGCUCCACUACAGAUGCAGACUCCAACAUGGCCGCCGAGGAUGCCUUUGAUGACAAGGGCUGCCAUUGCGAGAUCUCGGUGGAAGACCUGCUGCCCUCAGUCAAGACAGUCAUUAGAGCUGUCAGGAUCAUGAAGUUUCACGUGGCUAAGAAGAAGUUCAAGGAGACGCUGCGUCCAUAUGAUGUGAAGGACGUGAUCGAGCAGUAUUCAGCUGGACACUUGGACAUGCUUUGCCGCAUCAAGAGCCUCCAGACCCGGUUGGACACGAUAGUAGGCCCCCAGUCUCUGAGCAGCCGAGCACGGAUCUUUUCCUCCCCCUCCCUGCCUGUGUAUUACAGCCAGGGCCGAAAGAACUCCACCCAGGGAGUGGAUCAGAUCCUGGGCAAAGGUCAGAUUCCUCUGGACAAGAAGAUCCGAGAGAAGCUGCUUUCAGAAGGAGACCUCCUAGAGGACAUGAGCAUGCUGGGCCGUGUGUGCAAAGUGGAGAGACAGGUCCAGUCCAUUGAGUCAAAGUUGGACUCUCUCCUCGACAUCUAUCGGCAGGUUUUGAGGAAAGGAUCCUCCUCCGCUCUCACUCUGUCCUCUCUGCCUCUGUUUGAGCUGGAGCAGACGUCAGACUACCACUCCCCUGUCUUCAGUAAAGAUGUGUCCUGCUCCACUCAGGUUAGCAGUGGCACAGCACCAUCUGCAGGCUGUGUCACACGCUCCUCCACCAGCUCUCAUCUGUCCCAGGGAGGACUGCACCUGGUCCUGGCCCCGCCCAAUGAGCUCAAUCUGAAUAUGAACGCCUCCUCUUCCACCCCUCCCUCCACCUUCAGCCCCUCACCUCUUCCCCAUCACAGCCACCAUCACCACUACCCCAAUCGUCGCCACCGCCAGCCCCCCACACCCGAGAGCACAGAUGAGGUGGUGGGCAACUCUCCUCCCCUCCUCACUCCCAACAGUGUCUCCAGUGGGGGCCUGGGGGAUGGGGGAUUCCCUCUCCUGGCCAGGCUCCCUCCUCCACCCCCUCCCAGCAAUGGAGGAACAAACAAGCUGGUGCGGGCUACCUCUAUAGAAGUUCCACCCGAAGUUAAUGACUUAGUUGGUGGUAUGGGGACCCAGGGAGACGUGGAGGACCCUGGCCCAAGGGAGCAUGUGGGUGUGGGUCUGGGAUUGAACCGCCUGGGCCUUCAGCUGCAGGGAGGUACGAACAACACCAAGCUGAACGCCAAGGAGGAGGGCUCCUGGAGGAGGCACAUGAGCUUGGAGCUGGAGCCUCUAGUGGCCCCUGUGCACAGCUGCUGUUCUGGGACCAUCCCGGUGGACAGGGGCCUGGGGAAAUCCAUGUCUGUGCAGGACCUGAUCCAGAGACGCCAGAACAGUCAGGACUUCUGCCUGUCUUCGCCCACCCCCAGCACCAGCAGCGACUCCCCCAUCGGCUUCCACUGCAGCCAGGACUCAGGCGGAGGGGGGGGCGGUCCCCGGAGCAGUGGGGGGUGGGGGGAGGAGGACCUCUUCAUCAGCGACAGGGACACAGAAGGGCCAGGCUUUGACUUUCUCUCCUCACAGGGCUCCACUGAAGCCAAGUUCACCUCGGAGCUGCUCAGGACUGGAGCCAGGACCAUGGGCUCCACUCAAAGCCUGACCAGUGGGCACACCUCCUCCCCCUCCACCGGCAGCACCGAAUUACUCAACAUGCCCCAUGUGCGGCUAAAGUAGACCUCCACUCACAGACGCUCUGUGCUUUUGAAUGAAAUAGGAUAUAAUAAGGGGACUAUUUUUGUUUAAUCUUCUUUGACAAGAAUCACAGUAUUUUCAUACAGGCUGAUCACUUAGGAUAUAUCAUUGCACGAGUUGUUCUUUAUUUUUGAAUAGAUUAUGUCUAAUAGAGUAAAUGAAGGAUCUGUGGUUGAUUUGACACAGAACUUACGGUUAAUGUUUGCUCUGAUGCACAGAGACCUGAGACCUGAGAUGCAGCAUGAGCCUUGCAUGUUUGAAUUAAAGGAACAAGACAGAAGACACUGGCAGUUCACAAGUGAUGAAGAAAUGCUUGAAUGCCAAAACUCCAAGAGCCAUUUUUACUAAAAAGGGCCUCAUUACUAAACUGUGCAGGUGUACACAUUAUCUGAGUCAAAUCACAUGUGGGAGCACGUGCUGCCACCUGCUGCCACAAGAAUGUAUAACUUUUCUGUCUCUUCUUUUUAGUAUUUGUGAUUUUCCCCCAAAUACAUUCAUUGUCAAGUUUCAAGUAUUAUAAUGAUAAGCUUUUGCGUAUACUAUGUGACAGGAUUUUGUAAAACAUCUAAUCAUGAUAGAAAGAAGAGGUGAUAAAUCUUGAAUAAAACAUGCAGUAUGGUCAAAUUUUGAAACAAAGAUUAUCUUAACAACUAAAACAAAUUCUCAGCUAUUAGAUUAAACUGCCAAAACCUACAACUAUAUAUAUAUAUAUAUUAGUGGUGUUUUCAUACAGGGUAAUGUAGGCUCUUUUUAUUUCCUUUAAGUAGACUUUGCAGAAUGUAUUGCUUAUAUUUAUACACACAGGCACGAUCACUAUGACUUAAACUGCUGGUCAGUGACAUGAAGGAAUUACCACUCACAUUUUGCAUGGUACAAAAUUUGACUGAGAAGCAAUUGAUGCAGCACAAAGUCAUGCCCUGAAAGGUGCUGUGUAUAACUUUUCUGGAGGAAGGUCUGCCAUAUUCUUGUCUCCAUUUGAUGUUAUUAUGUCGUCUGUAAUGUUGUCACUAAUUUAUUAAAUUACAGGUGUUUUUAUUCCUCACAAAUGUAGGUAGAGACAUGUCAUACUGUGGCACAUUCUAGGCAAUGCAAUAAUCUCCAUGGAGACAAACAUGCACCUGACCCUCCUUUAGAAAAGUUAUAUAGUGCAGCUUUCAUGCUUAUGUGGACAAGACAAGUCAGUUUUGUUGGUUUAAAGUACAUAUCAAAAUGCACCAAGCAGUCAGGAACAACAUUAUGGCCAGCCCAUCUCUACAAAAUUUAAGGGAUAUACAGACACGUGCAAAACAAAGUGAUGACUUGUAAAGUCUAAACCAAAACUAACAAAGCAAAUACAUGUUUUCUAUUUAUUAAGUCAAUGUUAAAAUGUAUUCAAUUAACAUGAAUUGUUUAAAUGGGAAAUGUGACGCAAAACAUUUGUUAAAGGUAAUGUUUAGUUUUAUUUUGACAAAUGUAUAUACAUACAUUCAGUUCAAUUCAGACAUCGGGCCAGUUUUCCCUUUCUUUUUUAAUAAAACCUCUAAUCAGGAACACUCAGCAGAGAUGGAGUUUUAAGAUGUUCCAAACUUUAGGCAUUUUUCCAUUACAAUUCUUAGACAUUUUGCAGCAUAAAACAUCAUUAUAAUAUAUGAUAAAAUAUUGCUACUCCUCAUGACAUUGCCUUGUUUUUUUGCUUGAUAUGGUGUAUGGGAAUUGACAAAUCGGUACCAUUACAAUCAUCUUGUAUUUUAGUUUUGCAUGGAAGACCCCAUCCUCAGUUUACAAAACACACAAUACUUAUAUUCUGGUGCCUUUAUGAAGCAUCUUGAUAAGUGCAUUCAUUUUCUAGGCUACAGAAAUAGUUGCACUGGCUUGGUUUAAUUUUAUUUUUAAACCUGGAAGUCAUUUUACACGUGUUAUUCAGUGAUGAUUUUUCAACUGGGCAUUAGGGGCCUUGGCAUUUGUACCAAUCUGUUUCAUUUCUAUUAAUUUAUUUAAAUUAAGUGCACAUAUUUACACAAUAAUGUCAUUCAGAUUUAAGAAACCUGUUAUGUAAUGAAAAAUGCAAGUGAAAUUCCUCUUCGAAUAAAGACAUUUCUGGGACAAAUUCA
Boleophthalmus pectinirostris (great blue-spotted mudskipper) is the source of this 5534-nucleotide messenger RNA. RefSeq names its product potassium voltage-gated channel, KQT-like subfamily, member 5b (gene kcnq5b). Gene Ontology annotation, biological process: potassium ion transport; transmembrane transport. Lineage: Eukaryota; Metazoa; Chordata; Actinopteri; Gobiiformes; Gobiidae. Bases 331 to 3426 code for a protein of 1031 amino acids. Gene Ontology annotation, molecular function: voltage-gated potassium channel activity. The transcript has 15 exons. The record is from RefSeq and is a predicted model, not a curated record. Gene Ontology annotation, cellular component: membrane.